AUGGGACGGGCGCUUGGACUGCUGGAGGGAGCGGAAGUCUCCGUGUCAGCUAUCACAAGCGUCCAGCCGGCCAAGUCCGCGACCGUCGUGGCGGCUACGCAGGACGACAUGCAAGUCGCGGCAUCCUCGAAGGAUCAGCUACAGGAAACGCUGCUGAAGCAGGUCGGAGUCGUGUACGUCGGGCUGGAGUUCCCCGUGCGCGUCAACAGACAGACCAUGGUCCUGCGCGUCACGGAAACCUCCCCCGCGAGCACCCCCGUCCUGCUCCAGAACGGCUCGAGCGUCGAGUGCCUGUGCGCGGCCCCGCCCCAGCCAGCAGCGCCGCAGCAGAGCAGCGCACCGGCAUCAGCCAACAACACGCUGGCGAGGAUCCUGCGGGCGCGGCUCAUGCCCAGCGACGCGCCCGCGACGCCAAGCACCGCGCCCGUCAACGUCCGCGUCGGCAACGGCAGCGAGCGGUCGUUCCUGCCCGUCGCGUCCGCCCUCGCGUUCGCUACCCCGGCCGUCGUCAGGGACCUCCGCGGUGGCGGCGCGGGCGACGACGACGCUCAGGGCGCGCCCCUCCCUUGCACGCUGUCCACGGGCAAGGGCAAGUGCUGCGUCGCGCUCGCGAGGGCGCCGCCGCAGUCGGCCCACGUGCCGGCAGAGGGGGAGGUGUGGCUGCCCGACCCCACGGCGCGGGCGCUGCAGGCCGAGGACGGCGGCGAGGUGAGGGUCCAGGUCUGCGCGGAGGCCGUUGGCGAGGCGCCGCUGGGGGAGGAGGAGGCGUCGAUCUCCGCGACGUGCGCGCAGGGGCUCGGGCCAGACAUGACGCAGGUGGGGGUGUCGUCCCUGCUGGCCGCGUGGUGCGCGGCGCACCGCGAAGCCGGGGGCGGAGACGCAGUGCCCGUCGGGCCCGGCACCGUCAUCGCGUUCACGGCACAGGGGGCUCGGGGGAGUGGCCCUGACUCGAGUGCACAGGGCGGGUGUUUCGCCAUGACGGUGCAGCACGUCGUCCGGGACGACGAGGAGGGCUCGCGCUACCUCUGGCUGGACGAAAGCGCCGCGGCAUCGCAGCAGGUCCGGCUGACGUGGCGGGAGGGGGCGUCGCCGGAGGGGGAGUCUCAGCAGGCGCGGGUCAGGAAGGCCAGGGUCUCCGUGCUGCCGGCCGCGAAGACGCUCGUGUACGACCUGGCGGACGAGCUCCACCGGCUCGCGACGUGGACGGUCAAGCGCCCCGAGGCGGUCAUCGCGGGCUGCUGUCCCCCGGGGGUGUUAUUGGAAGGCCCCGCGCACAGCGGGAAGACCACGCUCCUGCACGCCCUCGCGCAGCUGCUCCCCAAGUACGACACGCCGGUCCACCUGCGCGUGCACGACUGCGCGGACCUCGUCGGGAAGCCCCUGAACGAGAUGGUGGACUACAUGGCAACGGGGCUGAAGCAGGCGCGCGCCUCGGUGCCGUGCGUGUUCGCGCUGGACAACGCCGACGCCCUCUGCGGCGCCGGCGAGGGGUCCGCACUGACCGGGGCGGUCACGAUGGUGCUGGAGAUGAUGGACGAGGUCGCCGCGACGCGUGCGCACGCGCCCGUGGCCAUGCUGGCGACGGUGCGGGACACCGCGGCGCUGCACCCGGCGCUCGUAGCGCCCGGGCGCUUCGGGCGGCACUGGCGGCUUCCGGGGCCCGCGGAGGGCCAGCGGGCCGAGAUCCUGCACCUGCAGAUGGGCCGAAAGCUGCUCGACAUGGACGCUGACGACGUGGCGGGGGCGCUGUGGCCCGGCGCGCUCGACGGGUACGACGCGAACGACCUGCACGUGCUUGCGGACCGCGUGGCGCUCCAGGCCGCCGCGCGCAGGCUGCGCGCGAAGCGGGACGGCGGGUCGGGCGCAGCGGGCGCGCACGGCGCCGGCGUGCGUCAGCCCGCGACCAAGGACGACCUGGUGCGCGCGCGCCAGGGCCACGCGCCGUCGUCGCACUUCGGCGCAUCGGCGGACGACCGCGCGCUCGCGCCCGACGCCACCUGGGACGACAUCGGCGGCAUGAGCGAGGCGAAGGCAGCGCUGCACGAGGUGCUCACUUUACCGAAGACCGCCCCGGCGCUGCUCGCCUCCGCGCCGCUGCGACUGCGCACGGGGCUGCUGCUGUACGGCCCGCCUGGCUGCGGCAAGACCCACGCGGUGCGCUGCGCGGUCGCGGCGGCGGGGAUGCGCAUGGUGACGGUGAAGGGUCCGGAGCUGCUGAACAAGUACAUCGGCGCGAGCGAGGCCGCGGUGCGGGGCGUGUUCGCGCGCGCGCAGGCUGCCGCGCCGUGCGCGCUGUUCUUCGACGAGAUCGACGCCCUGGCGCCCCAGCGCGGCCACGACAACACAGGGGUGACCGACCGCGUGGUCAACCAGAUGCUCACGGAGCUGGACGGCGUGCAGGGCCUGGCCGGGGUCGUCGUGCUCGCGGCGUCGUCGCGGCCGGACCUGAUCGACGCGGCGCUGCUGCGGCCCGGGCGCCUGGACCGGUUGGUGGCCUGCGGGCUCCCGGACGCGGUGGAGCGAGCGGAGAUCCUCCAGGCGUGUCUGCGGGGCUGCCCGACGUUGGACCUGGGGCCGGACGUGCUGCGUGCGGUCGCGGCGGCCACGGAGGGGUUCACGGGCGCGGACAUCGAGGGCGUCGCGUCGGCGGCGCGGGAGGCGGCGGCGGUGCAGGCGGAGGAGGCGGGGCGGGCGGGAGGGGAGGGCGGGGACGCGGCGGGGGCGGUGACGCGGCAGCACCUGGACGCGGCGCUGCACGACGCGCGGCCGUCGCUGCCGGCGCGCGAGCGGGCGCUGGCGGCGGAGCGCAUGCGGCAGUUCGUCGAGGCGCGCACUGCGGGCGCGGGGACGGACCGGAGCGCGAUGGCGCGGGUAAUUGGGACGCGGGCUACCCUAGCUUAG
This is a messenger RNA of Pedinophyceae sp. YPF-701, 2901 nucleotides long. The record is from the annotation of a GenBank genome assembly. NCBI's taxonomy places the organism in Eukaryota, Viridiplantae, Chlorophyta, Pedinophyceae.